Cicer arietinum (chickpea) is the source of this 5064-nucleotide messenger RNA. Its product is annotated as TMV resistance protein N-like. Gene Ontology annotation, molecular function: ADP binding. NCBI's taxonomy places the organism in Eukaryota, Viridiplantae, Streptophyta, Magnoliopsida, Fabales, Fabaceae. The record is from RefSeq and is a predicted model, not a curated record. Gene Ontology annotation, biological process: defense response; signal transduction.
AAAAAACAUUACAUAAUCACUAAAUAAUAUGGAGACAUGUUUGAUAGACACAGAAGAAGGAAUGGGUGAUUUUAAAUUUUAAAAGUCAACUUAAAUAAAGAUAGCAGCAUAAUAAAUGAUAAGCAAAUGGAGAGCAAUCAAAAAGACCAAUUCAACUAUUUUCUAUUCUCCCCUCGUCACUUCCAAUACCAUUUCAUACCUGUCACAGUUUUAGUCUUUACUUAAUAGCAGCGAGCCUAUAAAAAGAGUCAUGCUUGUAACCUCUCAUGAAUUAUUGAGUUGAAGAAAACAAAUAGAGAUUCAAGACUCUUUACCUUUGUUCUUGAUCUAGUUGUUGUGAAUUUUGUGUUAUUAUAUCCACUAAUAAUUCCUUCAUACUAUAAAUACUCAGACACAAACAAAAAAAAGCCACAAACUAAUCAAUGUCGAAUCACGACAAUUUCACACACGAUGUUUUUCUGAGUUUCAGAGGCGCAACUCGCUACAACUUCACCGGUAAUCUCUAUAAGGCUCUUGUGAAUCACAGAAUCAAUGUUUUCAGAGACGAUGAAAACCUCAAAAUCGGGGACGAAAUCGAACCUUCUCUUCUACAAGCAAUAGAAGCUUCUAGAGUCUCGAUUGUUGUGCUGUGUCAAGACUAUGCUUCUUCAACUUGGUGCCUUGACGAACUUGUUAAGAUCGUUGACGGUUAUGAAAAGAAAGGAAAAUCAGUUUAUGUUGUAUUUUAUAAGGUGGAACCUUCUGAUGUUAGGCAUCAGAGAAAUAGUUAUGAAAUUGAUAUGAUGAAACAUGAAGAGAGAUUUGGAAAGCAAUCAGAGAAGGUUAAAGAAUGGAAGUCGGCUUUGAACAGAGUAUGUGCUCUUAGUGGACUGCAUUACAAGGGCGACAUCUAUGAAUAUGAGUUUAUAGAGAAUAUUGUUAGAGACAUCUCAGCUAAGCUACCUCCCACGCCUUUACAAAUAAUCAAACAUGAAGUCGGACUCGACUCUCGUUUUGAACAGGUGAAAUCUAUUAUUGAUAUUGAUUCUGAUGAUGUUUUCAUGUUUGGAAUUCAUGGAGCUGGUGGAAUAGGAAAAACCACAUUAGCCUUGUAUAUAUAUAACAAGAUAAGUAUUCGAUUUGAAGCUGCAAGUUUUCUUUAUAAUAUUAGAGAAAAAUCAAAUCAAAGCACUAUGGGCCUGGAGGAUCUACAAAUGAGACUUCUGAAUGACAUGGGUGUGGGGACACAAACCAUGAUGGGAAGCACGUUUAGAGGAUGCUCUGAAAUAAAACGCAAGCUUUCCCACAAAAGAGUUCUUCUGAUACUAGAUGAUAUUGAUUCAGUAAAACAAUUGCAAUCACUAGCGGGAGGACAUGAUUGGUUUGGUUCGGGUAGCAUAAUCAUUGUAACAACAAGAGAUACCGAAGUUCUUCAUAAGCAUGAUAUUAAAAUCAAAAGAUAUAAACUCGAAGAGCUAAAUUAUAUUGAAUCCGUUGAACUCUUUUGUCGGUAUGCAUUUAAUAUGAGCACACCUGCAGAAGGAUUUGAAAAUGUCUCUUCUUGUGCAAUAAGUUAUGCAAAGGGUAUUCCAUUGGCUUUAAGUGUAAUAGGAUCUAAUUUGAAUGGUAAGAGCAUAGAGGAAUGUAAUAUUUUACUGCAGAAAUAUAGAAAGGUUCCAAAUGCUGAUAUUCAAGGUGCAUUAGAAAUAAGCUACAAAUGCCUAUCUGACUUUGACAAGAAAAUUUUCCUGGACAUUGCUUGUUUUUUCAAAGGGGAAAGAUGGGAUUAUGUUAAAAGGAUACUAGAGGCUUGUGAUUUCUACCCAGUUAUAAGCGUAUUUUUGAGUAAAUGUCUCAUAACUAUUGAUGAAAAUGGUUGUUUAGAAAUGCAUGAUCUAAUACAAGACAUGGGUAGAGAGAUUGUUCGGAAGAAAUCGAAAUCAAACCCCGGUGAACGCAGUAGGUUAUGGUAUCACAAAGAAGUUCUUGACGUGCUUAAAGGAGAUUUGGGAAGCACUACAAUUGAAGGAAUAAUGCUUCAUCCUCCAAAACAAGAAAAAGUAGAUCAUUGGGCUUAUACUGCCUUUGAGAAGAUGAAAAACCUCAGAAUUUUGAUUGUUAGGAAUACAUUGUUUUCAUCAGGACCUAGUUUUUUGCCGAAUAGUUUACGGGUGCUGGAUUGGAAGAGCUACCCAUCGCAUAAUUUUCUACCAGAUUUUCAUCCUUACAGAAUUGUUGAUUUCAACUUACCUCAUAGCUCAAUCAUAUUGAAAAAGCCUUUUCAGAAAUUUGAGGAUUUAACAUUCAUCAAUCUCUCCCAUAGUCAAUCCAUAACUCAAAUUCCCGAUUUGUCUGGAGCUAAAAGCUUAAGAGUGUUAAGAGUUGAUGAAUGCCAUAAACUAGUAAAGUUUGAUAAAUCCAUUGGACUUAUGCCUCAUCUGGUGUAUUUAAGUGCUUCUCGGUGCACUAAGCUAAAGAUUUUUGUGCCAACAAUGUAUUUGCCCUCCCUUCAAGUGAUUUCUUUUAACUUGUGCAAAAAUUUUGAACACUUCCCACAUAUAAUGCAAAAGAUGGAUUCGCCAUUAAAGAUUCACAUGAGAAAUACUAGUAUUAAGGAGUUUCCAGAGUCCAUUGGUAACCUUACAGGGCUUGAGUUUAUAGACAUGUCAUUUUGCAAAGGGCUCAAAGAUCUAUCUAGUAGAUUUUUUUUGCUUCCAAAACUUAUCACUUUGAAAAUUGAUGGAUGUUGUGAAGUUGGAGAAUCAUUCCAAAGGUUCAAAGAGGGCCAUUUAGUGGAAAACGUGUAUCCAAAUUUAGAAACACUUCAUUUUAGCGAAGCUAAUCUAUCAUUUAAAGACAUUCAUGCCAUUAUUGAAAAUUUUCCAAAAUUGGAAGACUUUAAAAUGUCACAUAAUGGAUUUGAAAUUCUCCCAAAAUGCAUUAGAGGAUCGUUGCACUUGAAAAAUGUUGAUGUUAGCUUUUGCAAGAAUCUUAGAGAAGUUCCAGAACUUCCAUUAAGUAUUCAGAAAAUAGAUGCAACACAUUGUCAAUCCUUAACUUUAGAGGCAUCAAGUCUACUUUGGUCAAAGGUAUCACAAGAAAUCCAAAGAAUACAAGUUGUAAUGCCGAUGCUAAAAGAGCAGAUUCCAGAAUGGUUUGACUUUAUAUCCACCCAAGAGAUUCCACUUUUAUUGGCUCGUCGGAAGUUUCCCGUUUUUGCUUUAGCAUUAGUGUUUCAGGAAGAAAAAAAGGCAGGACAUUUUCCUAAAUUAAAUGAUGGUAUAGAAUUAUCGAGCGGAGUCGUUAGCCUCCAUUUGUUCAUUAAUGCCAAAGAAAUUUGUGUCAGGGAUUGCAAUUACUUCUAUGUUGGGUCAAAUCAUGUGCUAUUGUGUGACCUACGAGUUUUGUUCAGUGAUGAAGAGUGGAAGGACCUUGAUGCAAAUCUUGGAGAUGACUGGAAAGCCAUUCAAGUUCAAUAUGAUUCAAGCUUGAUUCUGACUAAUUGGGGAGUUUAUAUGUAUAAGAAAGAAACAAACAUGGAUGAUAUCCAAUUCAUAAAUCCUGAUUGCAGUUCCUUUUCCUACACGCCAUCAUCAUUUUUGGUUCCAAAAACAUCUCCUGAGCAUAAAUUUAAAUAUAUGCUGAAAAAUAUGAGUUCAAGAUGCAUGUUUAGUGUGUAUUUUCAGUUAAUAGUAAAAGAAAAAAGACAUGUCAACUUUUCAGAAGUGGUUUCUCGGGCUCUGGGGAAUUCAAAGGAUGACAGUAUAUGGAAAGCUUCCUCCUCUUCCUUUGGGUUAAGUCUAAAGCAAGACCAAGAAGAUUCUAUAGAGGAUGUGGUUAAGGUAUUAGAGAUUAUAAAAGAGAAUCUAGAGUUUGCACCGAAACACAUCGUUGAUUCAUAUGCAAAAGUUCUUCCAAUUGGACUCAGUUUUGUUGAACUAUUAUUGAGGGCACAAUUAGAAUUAGCAAAGGAAAGCUUGGACUUAAAAUGUCCUAUUGUUCUAGUGUAUACUAAUAAACGAGGGUAUACACACCGACACUUUUGGGGACUUGUGGAGAUAAAACUGGGAGAUCCACUUUACAAACCAAUGUUGAGGAAGAUAGACCAAAUUUUGUGGGGACAUCUGACGAGCAAUGGACCCUCGAGCUUUAGACUGAAAAAAACCAUUCUUGAAUUGAAAUGCCAACGUCCAAUGGAAGAGGAAACUUCAAGCUCUAGCCCUAACGAAUCCUUGGAUGAAGGAAACCAUAAUCCUGAAAUUGAAGCGUUUUUGAGGAAGGUAGAACAAGAUGUUAUGAGCUUGAAUAAAUCUUAUGGGAAAAUGGAGGCAUCUAUUGUUCAAACUGACGAGUCAUUUGAUGAGUUCAUCUACCGAACAGUAAUUACUUACGGAAGAUUUGCAUCACCUUGCAAGUUGAAGAUCACAACUUAUGGAAAGAUAAGGACAGAGGACGAUUAUUUUCUCAUUCCGAGGGCAUGUUUUUGGUGUUUGAGCAUGUUUCUUUUUGUCCUAAUGGCAUACCUCUUUAUUUCUAUAAGACGUGUGUGCCUUUGGUUUUAUAGGAUACCACUAACACAAAAGAUAACAGUGUUGAGUUUGUUAUGUAAAUUAUUGUUCUUUCUUUUUAUGGAUAUUCCUGCCAUGUUUUAUUUGAUCAUGAUAUCUCUCAUGAUAUAUAAUGGAUACAAACUAGGUCAGUGGAAAUGGCAUGACCUUGUGGGGCUCCGUCGCAUUUGGUAUGACCUUAUGGGGUAUAUAAGGGACCAAGUUGCAAAUAGUGAAAAAAUGAGCCAAGGCAAAUUGGGUCAACAAAACACUCUAGAGGAAUUACAGCAAGGUAAAUUGGAUAUUACAACAUUAGAUACCGUCGGGGAAUUCCUGGAAACUAAGAAAGGACUCAAGAAAAGAAUUCAAAGGAUUAGGUUGGACGAUUUAGACUAAGUUAGAGGAUUAUGUAAUUUAUAUAUAGAUUUUUUUUAACUUACUUUUGAAAAAUUGUAGGUAAUUUAUCAAUCGUCCAAUGAUAAUUAGCCGCAUAAAUAAAUUUAUAAGUCAGUAACCAUUAGUUUAUGGGUACCACUCA